UUGUUCCCUUUUUUUCUGGGCUGCAUGUAGUUAGCGUUUUUUUUCUUCACAAUUCACUUUUGACAACUUCUUUUUGGGUUUGCUUCAGAAACCCAACCAACAUAAACAAUUUUUGUUCCCUUUUUUUCCCUCUAAUUAAUGGCUUCAAGAGGAAUAAUGAGUGCGAGUACAUUAGCAACAAGAGCAAAUCGAAUAAGGGCAAAGUUGCAAUCAACAUUAGAACCAAUUGUUGUUGAAGUUGAAGAUGUUUCUCAUCAACAUGCUGGACAUGCUGCUAUGAAAGAUUACAAUGGUGGAGAAACCCACUUCAAUUUGAAGAUUGUUUCCCCUAAAUUUGAAGGUCAAACCCUUGUGAAACGACAUCGCAUGGUGUAUGAUCUUUUGGCUGAUGAACUUCAGUCUGGUCUUCAUGCUCUAUCUAUUAAUGCCAAAACCCCUCAAGAAGUUGCUCCAAAGUAACCUAAUUUAAUACAAAUGUUAGUGUGCUAAUCUCUAUGCUUUAUUUUCAUUAAUUUUGGAAUUUGGGUUUUGUAUUUUUUUUUUGUUGUGGGUUAUGCUUAUUCAUGAUGAAUUAUGAUUAUGAAAAAGAAAAGUUUGUUUCUUGUGAUGUUGGUAAUAAAGGGUAUUGGUGAAUGGUGAUAUUGAUUUGAGUA
Molecule: messenger RNA, 653 nt
Organism: Beta vulgaris subsp. vulgaris (sugar beet)
Lineage: Eukaryota; Viridiplantae; Streptophyta; Magnoliopsida; Caryophyllales; Amaranthaceae
Product: sufE-like protein 1, chloroplastic/mitochondrial
Exons: 1
Coding region: 139-459 (106 amino acids)
Source: RefSeq, a predicted model, not a curated record